CGGAGUCAUGUGGUGUCAAAUGUCAUAAUCUUGAAGACUACUUAAGAUUGGAAAGUGCAGACAGCCACUCUGUAUAGUCCGACAACUCCCUUCAUUAAGCAUGCCCGCGAUUCGUACAGCAGAGCCCGAAACAUCAGGCUACACAUUCUUCUGGUCGACCGACCACGUCAAUGGUUGGGCCUCGCAGUGGUACGCCGCCCCGUUCGAGGCACAAGUCAAUAUCGAUGGGAACGAAGAAACGAUACACUUUCCAUCCAACGAACACUGGAUGAUGCUGGCAAGUCACGCGGGACUCCAACUCAACGUCGUCGAGAAGGUCCGAGCCAUCAAAGGGACAUCGAAGAGCGAGCUCUCAGCGGUGAAAAAGCUCGGUCGGCAAGUCAAGAACUUCGACGAUGUGAUCUGGGUCAAGCAUAGGGAAAGAAUCGUCACAGAAGGAUCCGUGCACAAAUUCCGACAGAAUGGAGAGCUUCGAGCGAAGCUGUUUGCUACCGGAGACACCUGUCUCGUUGAGGCGAGUCCCCGAGAUAGGAUUUGGGGGAUUGGAUGCAGUGAGGCAAAUGCCUUGUCGGGCAAGGGCGAGAAGAAGUGGGGCAUGAAUCUUCUGGGAAAGGCAUUGGUGAACGCGAGGGCAAUCCUGAGAGAAGAAGAGCAGGUGAAGGACGAGAGAGAGCGUGAUCCACCACCGGAAACAGCCUGA
Messenger RNA from Mycena citricolor, 700 nucleotides. NCBI's taxonomy places the organism in Eukaryota, Fungi, Basidiomycota, Agaricomycetes, Agaricales, Mycenaceae. The record is from the annotation of a GenBank genome assembly.